This is a messenger RNA of Kockovaella imperatae, 1305 nucleotides long. RefSeq names its product DHS-like NAD/FAD-binding domain-containing protein. The record is from RefSeq and is a predicted model, not a curated record. The transcript has 9 exons. Bases 1 to 1305 code for a protein of 434 amino acids. Lineage: Eukaryota; Fungi; Basidiomycota; Tremellomycetes; Tremellales; Cuniculitremaceae. Gene Ontology annotation, molecular function: NAD+ binding.
AUGCACCUUUCUGCAGCUGAACAUGGGUUUUCUGAGGAGCAAGUAGCUGAGUUGACGACAAAGCUCAAGGAGAGAGGUCUGGUCAAUUUCCUCCGAGAUUACCUUACGCCGACUGAACCUGAUGCACCUCAACCAUCUCUUCGUAAAUUGCUCUUGAGCUUUGGUUUCUUCCCGCCCUCUCACCUCCUGCAUACCACCUCCAAUGUUGCCUGGCUGCCCUACGCAAAGCUCGCACUCUCCCGCAUGCUGCGGCAUCGGCAAAAACUCCUGCAUAUCAACACUGUCCAAGAUGCCGUGAACCUACUACGAGACGCCAAAAAGGUCAUCGUACUGUCAGGUGCAGGGAUCUCCACUUCCUGCGGGAUACCAGACUUCAGAUCGGCGAGUGGACUAUACGCUCAGCUACAAGCGGAAGGAAAGUACGACCUGGAUGAGCCUCAGGACAUGUUUGACAUCCGAGUCUUCCGGGAGCGACCGGAAAUCUUCUACUCCUUCGCCAAGCAGAUUUACCCGAGUAACUUUACACCUAGCCCGUGUCAUCGAUGGAUCAGAUCAUUAGAGGACAGAGGCAUCCUUUUGCGCAACUAUACCCAAAACAUAGAUACUUUAGAGUCUAGCGCUGGAGUGAAGCGCGUCUUACAGUGCCAUGGCUCUUUCUCCACGGCCUCCUGCCUCAGGUGCAAAACGCGCGUGCCGGGCAAGACUAUCGAGCCUUACAUCAUGUCGCAGCAAAUACCAUUUUGCGGUACAUGCCGUCAAGCCAGAGAUGUUGAGAUCGCUGCUCGGCAAGAACGAAAAGAGGCAAAGAAAAGGGGCAAGGGGAAAGGCAAAGUAAAAGCGACAGAAUGGGACGACGACUCGGACAGCAGUGAAAUCUCAGAAUGGGGGGCGGAGAGCCGGCCUGACAUAGUGUUCUUCGGACAAGCUCUUGAUUCGGAAUUUGACGAGCUGCUCUUCUUGGAUCGAGAUGAGGUGGAUCUACUAGUAAUCAUCGGGACGAGCCUCAAAGUGGCACCGGUGGCGGAGGUUUUGACUCACAUUCCUCAUUCUGUGCCUCAAAUAUUCAUCAAUCUCACACCUGUCAACCAUGUCAAGCCAGACAUAUGUCUCAUCGGCGAUGCAGACAGCAUCGUUACUUACCUGUCUCACCAGCUGGGCUGGGACUUACCUCCCCCCACAGCGGUUCUCCAUUCUCCAAAAGCCGAUGGCAAGCCAGACGUGCAGCAUGAUGCGAUAAGAUUACCUACGAGAGAACCCCUCGAUCCGGAGGAUGUCGCUUGGAUCAGUGGAUCAGAAGAUCUGUAG